Messenger RNA from Spea bombifrons (plains spadefoot toad), 2965 nucleotides. It is a transcript of the gene AOPEP, whose product is annotated as aminopeptidase O (putative). Bases 258 to 2714 code for a protein of 818 amino acids. Gene Ontology annotation, cellular component: nucleolus. The record is from RefSeq and is a predicted model, not a curated record. Gene Ontology annotation, molecular function: metalloaminopeptidase activity; zinc ion binding. Lineage: Eukaryota; Metazoa; Chordata; Amphibia; Anura; Pelobatidae. The transcript is spliced from 17 exons.
AGUGCGCUGGAAUCGAAAGCUAGAAGUUGUACAGUCUCCUCAGCAAGCGCUUCCCGGUUACAGAGCGUAGCUGAUAUUUUAAAAGAUAUCGGUUGCUGCGCAGACAAUAUUAAACCAGCCCUGUGGAAAUGUAUACACAAUCUAUACAUAAGAAUACAACCAUAGCAGGUGCUUGCAGAUAAUAACUCUGGGGAUUGUUCUCAUCAUGCUGUGUUUGUUGCAGUGCAGCUGAGGCUAUAAAAGCGUUGUCACCAAGGAUGGAGCAAAGUGCGGACGAUUUGCCUUUAAUGGCCAACACAAGUCACAUUCUUGUGAAACAUUAUUUUGUAGACCUUGACGUGUGCUUUGACAGUCAAGUCAUCACUGGUAUCAUUGUUUUGUUUCUCAACCCAGUUAGUGAACAUGAAAGACUUGCGAAAGAAGCUUGCCCAGUUCAGCCAUCUAAAACCUGCAAAAAAGAGGAAUCUGAAAGUUUGUCUCAUGCACCGCCCGUCAGAUGCUGCUUGUCAAACACCAGGAAGGAAUACCCAGCUGUCUGUACAAUAGGUGAGAACGAUACUUCUACAAAGUAUGAGCACUAUGGCAACAAUAAUCGGGCCUCUGGGAAUACUUGUUCAGAGAGCCGCUGUGACAGAGGGAAUCAUGGGAGUAGGGAUUUCGUUUUGGUGCUGGACUGCUGUGAUUUAUCCGUGUUAAAGGUCGAGGAAGUGGAUGUCGCCGCUGUGCCAGGUAUUGAAAAAUGCAUGAGCUCUCCUUGGCCAGGGGAGAAGUCUGAAGAGCAGAGAAGUCUCAGCAGUGAAAUGUUAUCUGAACUUGUGGCACUACCUGACAGCCCGUGGAAAGAACAGCUGUGUUACUAUACUCGCUGUAGCCAGGCACCUGGGUGCGGGGAACUCGCGUUUGUCUCGGACACAUGGAGCCUUCAGAUCAGCAAACCAGGAGUUGAGAUGCCAAGUAAAUUCCCCUCGGUUAUAAGGAUAUGUUACAAAACAACUUCGCAAGGACGCUCAGUAAAGUGGACCAAAGACCAAAGUGGAAGGCCAUGUGUCUAUACCAUUGGAUCUCCAAUUAACAACCGAGCACUAUUUCCAUGCCAAGAGCCACCAGUGGCUAUGUCAACAUGGCAGGCCGCAGUCCGAGCUGCUGCUCCUUUUGUUGUUUUAAUGAGUGGUGAAAACUCUUCUACCCCAAAGCAUUGUAAUGAAGGGUUCCAGAGGUGGUUCUACUAUGUAACGAUGCCCAUGCCUGCGUCUACUUUUACCAUUGCUGUUGGAAGUUGGGAUGAAGUCAAAGUAAACCCCAGUAGAAGUGUAAGAAGCAUGGAUGCUUGUUUGCCCUUAAACAUGGAUUUCAGCAGGUCACUGAUGCAGGAAUGCAAUCACAAGGAUUAUCCAUGCCGUUUCAGCUGUCCUGAAGCUCGGACACAGGCUUUGAUUCCCCACCGAAUCUUUGCCCCGCGUGGAUUGUUGAACACGUGUAUUGAGAUCUUGCUUCCUCUACUUCCUCGAUGCCUGGAGGCCGCUCAUGCCGUGUUGGGUACCCAUCCCUUUUGUAGACUUGAUAUCUUGAUUGUUCCACCCAACUUCUCUAGUUUAGGAAUGGCAAGCCCACACAUCAUGUACCUGUCUCAGAGUGUGCUGUCGGGAAGAGACCAUCUCUGUAUGGCACGUGUUUGCCAUGAAAUUGCACACGCCUGGUUUGGUUUAGCCAUCGGUGCACGUGAUUGGACAGAAGAAUGGAUAAGUGAAGGAUUUGCUACCCAUCUGGAAGAUGUGUUUUUAGCAGAAGUUAAAAAGUUGUCGCUAGAAGAAACAAAAGAACAAAAUGAGUUGAAAGCUUUGAUUCGAUAUCAUCGUCUUGCUGAUGAAGUCAGAAAUUCCCAGGAAGAAUUGCAGAUAUUAAGACCCCAUGGAGAGAAUACUGGGGAAGUGAGUGAAUCUGGAGCCUCCAUAGUCCGACAUGGCCUCAAUGCUGAGAAAACCUUCAUGCAAAUGCAUUAUUUAAAGGGUUAUUUCCUCCUGCGUUUCCUUGCAAACAGAAUAGGACAUGGCACUUACCUUUCCUUUCUAAGAAAAUUUGUGAAUAAAUUUCAUGGACAGUUAAUACUUUCUGAGGAUUUUCUCCAAAUGCUGCUUGAAAGUAUUCCUGAGCAAAAUAAACACGGUCUGUCUGUUGAAGCCAUCUACCAAACCUGGCUUGACCCUCCUGGGAUGCCAAAGCCCUUGCUGGAGGAAAGCCAUACUUUGCAGGCGAACCGAUUGGCUCAUGAAGUGAACGAAGAGGUCUCCAAGUGGAUUCAGUCGGACCGAAGGAGCAGGCGAGGCAACAGACGGAAAAAACAGCGUGCUGAAGAAUUUGAUGGAAAGAUUCAUCCGGAUCAACUGGUUUUCCUCCUGGAUUUGCUGCUAGAAGAGAAAUCAUUAAGCACCAAAACUCUACGCAGCUUAAAGGAAGCGUACAAACUGAACAGUCACGAUGUAGAGGUUCAACACAGAUGGUGUGAACUGGUUAUUAAGCAUAAGUAUACAGCCGCCUAUAAGGACGUGGAAACUUUUCUGCAGCAUCACCAGGCUAUGGGUGUGUAUCUCUACGGAGAAUUAAUGGUGAAUGAGGAUGGCAGACAGCAAGAACUCGCAUGCAGAUGCUUUGCUGCUGUCAGAGAUCAAAUGGAUGUAUCCUGUGUAAAAGUGGUGGGAGAAAUGUUGUGUGAAUAGAAAGCCCAUCUUAACCUGAUUUAAACUUGAUAGAAGACAUUACUGUGGUCAGAUUACUUGGCUUCAUACGGAGUAGAACAAUAUUUUAUUUGGCGUAGGGUCUUCAGGGAAUUUACGUUGCCUAAAAAACAAAGGGAUUCUAUGAUUUUUUACAAUGAAAUUGUGAUAAUCCUAUACAUAAGACCAUGUUUUGCUGCCCUAUGCUGUCAUAUACAAAAUAAAUCCUGUUUUACUGGGAAGCACAAAGCACA